GGCCCUUUUGGCAUGUGCCAACAUUUUGGGUCAUCAUCAUCGUCAAAUGGGCGCGUGCUCACGACAGGUCACCAUUCACGGUUUGUGCCAGGAAUGAGCGAAUCGCCGAGCGAAUCGCCAGCCAGCCUGCCAUGAGGAAGGGUGAAAACCCCGAGAUGUCGACGACCACGAGCUCGUACGAGACAGCGCUCACCACAAUAUCCAGAAACCGCGACAGAGAGUCCACCAAAGAGCAAGCUAGAGAGGACAGUGCCCGCGGAUCUUUGCCCUCGACAGCGUUGGCUCCGGUUUCCGAGACCAUGCCCGAAAGACUCGAGUCGCCGGACCUCGGUUCUGACCAGGCCGAGGAGGCAACUGGGGGUGCGUCCACCGAGUGCUCGCCUGCCGUCAAAGUGCCGAGCGACCAAUGGUUACCGCGACGUCUUUCGCAGCUGGGAAUACCAUACAUACCGCGAACGGGGGAGAAAACGUCCACAAAACCUGCCGAGGAACCUUCCAAGGAGACAUCUGAGGAACGUUUCGUGAAACCUUCCAGAGAACCCACGAAGGAACCUUCUAAUAAACAUUCAAAGGAACCAUCCGAUGAACAUUCCAAUGAAUCCGUCCAAGGAGACUUUGAAGAAACCAUGUGAGGAACCUACCAGGAAACUUUCGGAGCAGCGUUCCAAGGAACGUUCCAAAAAGCCACCUCAAGGACACUCCGAGAAACCCACUCGGGAGCUUUCUAAGACAACUUCAACGAACUGUCCGAUGGACCAUACAAAGUAACUUCUAAGGAGCCUUCCAAGCAAACAUCCCGCUGGAGAUGCCGAAAAAAGUUCGACGGAGCCUUCUAGGAAAUCUUUCGAAGAAGCUCUCAAGAAAUCUUCCCAGCGAGCUUCGAAGGAACGUUGCAAGGAACCACUCAUAGAACUGUUCGAGAGAUCAUCUACGGAACCUUCAAAGGCAGCCUCGAGGGACUUCCCUGCAAAAUCUGCAGAAUCAUUCACACGACCUGCCACAGAGCCCGCCACGGAAC
Messenger RNA from Dermacentor silvarum, 1018 nucleotides. RefSeq lists its product as uncharacterized. NCBI's taxonomy places the organism in Eukaryota, Metazoa, Arthropoda, Arachnida, Ixodida, Ixodidae. Bases 132 to 632 code for a protein of 166 amino acids. The record is from RefSeq and is a predicted model, not a curated record. The transcript has 2 exons.